Knipowitschia caucasica is the source of this 669-nucleotide messenger RNA. The record is from the annotation of a GenBank genome assembly. Lineage: Eukaryota; Metazoa; Chordata; Actinopteri; Gobiiformes; Gobiidae.
AUGGUCGUGAAAAGAAACUGCAGCAGAAGUGGAGCUGGAGGAAAAGGGACCACUCUGUUCAAGUACUUCCCUGUGAUGGAUGUGAUUCUGGGCCAGAGACCCAUCGUCACAUCCUUAAACACUGUGCUUAACAGCAUAGGGAAUGAAGAGGAAGAGGAGGAUCCAGAUGUUGGAGCUCUGGAGGAGGACAUGUCUCACGAUUUAGCAUCGUUUGAAGAUAAUCCACCUGCAACACCACCGAAUCCUCCAAGCACCAGUGUGGCAGAAGAUGAGGUUGGAGAUGGAAGAAGCGGAAGGUGGAGAUGCCCAAGAAGCAGAAGAUCAUCUCUGCAGAGUGUCCUCAGAGAGCCAGCACAGCAGGAUAAUGCUGUCUUGAACAACAUCGCCCAAGUUCUUGCUCGAGCCAUGGACUGUUUUGAGCGGUCAACAGCAGCUGCUGAACGCCAUGCUUCUGCCCUCGAGGCCUUAGUUGGCCGCCACAAGCAACCACAUCCUACUCCCAACUACCAACAACACCCACAGGCCCCCUACUUCCAUCAGCAUCAUCCUCCAGCACAACACCCUCAGUUCACACAACCACAGCAGUCACAAUACCAACAUCAGGCAAUGUUUGAGUCUGAGCCAGCGACCUCCUCACAAAGCCACUCUCCGUCGUACCAAACACUGUAA